GACGGAGGCCAUCAUGUCGACGUCUACUGUUGAGUUGUCGGGACUGCGCCCGAGGGCGAUGUCCGCGCCGGAGUUUCACGCCUUGGUCGACGCGAGCGUUGAGCUCAAGACUCAAGUUACAUCCUCCAUCCUGUUUAUUGUCUAAUACACCCUCCUUCCCUGCCGUUCAUUACCUCGACCGUUCACAUGUCUGGCGCUGGUGAUCUGCGGUACGCACGCACGCCAGUUUCGCAUUUGAGCUCGAAGUGGACCUCCGCGCCAGAGCGCUUGACGCAAGCCCUGAGCACCAAGCUUGGCAAAGUGCGAUUCCUGCGACGGCUGUCAUACACGCUACACGGAUACCUGUUCUUCCUCCACAUUGUGCUGUUCGCGGUAUGCUAUCACCACCUCGAGGAGGGCCUCACGAUCCCCCUGAGCGGCGACGGCAACUUCGAUAACUUGACUUCAACGGUCAUCACUGUCUCGGGAACCGUCUUCGCUACACUCUACGGCGCGCUGCUCAUUUGGCUCACACAGCGGCUCGCCCUGCGGCGUUUGUUGACAAGCGAGCAGACCUUGACCGCCAUGCACGAUGAGUUCAAAUCGUGGAUCGGCAUCGGAUCCGCUCUCCUUGCCCUAUUUGGCCAGAGCAGGAUUAAGAGCGCCCUCCCGUGGGUUCUGUGCAUAGCAGGGUACCUCGUGAACGUCACCGUCUUGCAUAUCACGAUGCCAGCCAUGUUCUCGCUGCAGGUCGGGAACCUGUAUCACCCGGACAAUAUCACUACGCAGAUGGCGUACCCGGACGUGUACAGCAUGCUCCACACUUGGCCAACGGAUGCGCGCGAUGCGUCGACGCUGCUGCAUGCUCUGUUCAGCGACGCAUCGAGCUUGCUGCCGUAUGUUCUGCUCCUUGACCCCGACAAGACCGUGGGGUUGGCGAAGGGGACUAUAUACGAUCAGCUCGUCACCAACACGCUCAGCGAUACGACCGCGCUCGUAAAUGCGACCACCUUUGACGUGUCCUGCGGCACGCUCGAUUCCUUGGAGGUGGAUGACACGUAUCCAAAAAGCGCACCUAUGUGGUACAGCGUCUCUCACGUGUAUCCAAAUGGCACCAGGCAGGAAGACAUCCGGGUCAAGUACAUUCAGCCGAACAACGCCAUGGCCCUCACCUGGCACAACAUCACCUCCGACGACAUACGUCCCGGCGCGAACCGGAGCUUUUAUCUGUACGGCACUUUCGACAUAGAGGACUCCGCAGGCGAUGUCCUCUCCAACUUCUCAUUGCCCGAGCCCAACGGGCAUCCUCCGAAUAUAUCGAUGAUCGGCUGCGAUCUCUACAGCCACAACCAUACCAUCCAGGUCGACACGACGACGCGGGUCGCAAAGUUGGACCAGGUGCCGGCUCUGCGCGAGAGCUCCUUGUGGUCAGUUUGGGAGCCUCAGGAUCCGGUUGCGCCGGACGACUUGGCGAUAUUGGACCUUUGGAUCACGGCGGUCAUGAAGCAGUACCAAACCAGCUUUACCUUGGGAGGGACGGGCGUCUAUAGACUCGGCUUCAUGGAGAAAUUUGUCGCUUCGUAUCUUGGGCUGCAGCUCCCAGGAUGGUCGGCCACGCAUGUCCCGCGCGGUAGGGUCAAGCUUCACCACGUCGAGAACGCGCUGAGCGAGCUUGCCGCCGCAUAUUUUUGGUCUCUCAAUCAAGUGAACACUGACAACCAAUACGGCAUCGAGCGCACGAGCAAUAUUGCCAUAGGCCGCCCAGAGGCCGUGCGCCGACUCCACCUGAAUCGCACCCCGGUAGUCUUCGGCCUCGGCGCAUCCACCCUGCUCAUGUUCAUGAACCUGCUACUCGUGCGCCCUCGAGAGACAAGAGCCAUAGGCGCCAUUGACGUCCUCGACACCUUGGGGCUCCUCCAGAUAGUCUGGUUCGUGCGAGGCCGCCCGGACGCCUUGAGCACCGUGGGUCGUGUACAGAGACCGAACGAACUGGACCUGCGGCAUGCGGGGAUGUUCGUUGUUCCACCUGAUGUACGCACUGCACCUGCUGUUGGCAUUCGUCCUGAUAUACGCUGUCCACCCAACGUAUGGGACCCAAACCCCGGCGGCAGUGAGCGCAUCGUCUCUCUCGCCUCUACAGUCUCCAGUUCGACGACACUCGUCAACGAGCAGCUGCAGACAAACGAUGUAGACGACGGCAAGCUACACAAAUCCGCCCCGUCGAACUGGGAGACCUUUGACGAUGGCUAUGUAUAUUUUUCACCACCUGACGAUUGUAAAGGAUCUUCGAGUUGCUGAUCAUCGUUCAUUCCUCUGUCCUGUCGCUCGCUUUGUUGGUCGUUACACACCUGCACCAUAGAUACAUUCCGACUCAAAUACUUUUGUAGAUCAGGCUCACGGACCUUUCCAUAUUGACGGACUGCAAUGCAUUACUAGUCUCACUGGAGAUAUUACUGAGCAAGUCAAGAAAGCCGAUGAUCAUUGCGCAU
Molecule: messenger RNA, 2468 nt
Organism: Schizophyllum commune H4-8
Lineage: Eukaryota; Fungi; Basidiomycota; Agaricomycetes; Agaricales; Schizophyllaceae
Exons: 9
Coding region: 187-2277 (696 amino acids)
Source: RefSeq, a predicted model, not a curated record